AUGUCAAAUAGACGCAAGCGAGAUUGUGCAACCUCGCCUAUCGCAACGAAUUUUGUGCAGGCGAGUUCCGAGGUGCGUACUUUUGCCUGUCACGACUCAAAAAAUACGACAUUCCGCGACAUCCACAACAUAAAUGUCGUUUCGCACCCAUUAUUUAGCGCAUACCUUACGUCACUUCCACAAACAUCCAUGAAAACUUGGCCCGUCAGAUCCAUACCGCAAGACGUGAAAAGAUCCAUACCGCAAGACGUGAAAAGAUCCAUACCGCAAGACGUGAAAAGAUCCAUACCGCAAGACGUGAAAAGAUCCAUGCCGCAAGACGUGAAAAGAUCCAUACCGCAAGACGUGAAAAGAUCCAUACCGCAAGACGUGAAAAGAUCCAUACCGCAAGACGUGAAAAGAUCCAUACCGCAAGACGUGAAAAGAUCCAUACCGCAAGGCCCGUGCCGCUAUUAUACCUCCGUGCCGCAACUAUUAACUCACACCCCUUUGGUCACUUUAUAUCCUAUUUGGGUCGCCUCACUUAACUUCCGUGCCUCAACCAAAAUCUUACAUAUUUGGUCACGUUAUGUCAUGCCCGUGCAAACAACUAGUAUCUCGUAA
Scheffersomyces stipitis CBS 6054 is the source of this 603-nucleotide messenger RNA. RefSeq lists its product as uncharacterized. The record is from RefSeq and is a predicted model, not a curated record. NCBI's taxonomy places the organism in Eukaryota, Fungi, Ascomycota, Pichiomycetes, Serinales, Debaryomycetaceae. The transcript has 3 exons. Bases 1 to 603 code for a protein of 200 amino acids.